GUCAAACAUGCUUGCAACCGUGAUGAAACAAUUGAAAAGCCAUCCGGCGCUGAUUCCUCUCUUUAUUUUCAUCGGUGGUGGAGCGACCAUGUCUAUGCUUUACCUGGGCCGCCUUGCACUAAAAAACCCUGACUGCUCAUGGGAUCGCAAGAACAACCCUGAGCCAUGGAACAAACUGGGGCCAAAUGACCAGUACAAGCUCUUCUCGGUCAACAUGGACUACUCUAAGCUGAAGAAGGACAGGCCUGACUUCUAAACAGAGGCUAGUGAAUCAGCUGGCUGAGUAAACUAUGUGUGGCUAUUUAAAGGAACACUCCACUUUUUUGGAAAUAGGCUCAUUUUACAACUCCCCUGGAGUGAAACAGUUGAGUUUUAUACUUUUACAUUCAGAUGAUCUCUGGGUAUGGUGGGAGCACAUUUAGCUUAGCUUAGCAUAGGUCAUUGAAUCAGAUUAGACCAUUAGCAUCUCACUCAAAAAUGAGUGUUUAAAUCAUUUUCUUGUUUAAAGCUUGACUCUUCUGUAAUUAAAUUGUGUACUGACUAAGACUGAAUGAAAAUCAAAAGUAGCUAUUUUCAAGGCUGAUAUGUCUAGGAGCUAUACUCUCACUUUGGUGUAAUAAUCAAGGAACUACCAUAGCUACAGCAGGCACAUAUUAAACACAUUCUAAAUGGUGUAGCGAUUGGUGCUGGGGACUAUUUCGAGGUACUGUGUAAUAUCACUGGUCUUUGGUCAUUUUUGAGCGAGAUGCUAAUGGUCUAAUCCGAUUCAAUGAUUUAUGCUAAGCUAAGCUAAAUAAUGCUCAAACCACACGCAGAGAUGAGCUGAAUGGAUUCAAAAAUAGUAAAACUCAACUCUAGGAGAGUGAAAAAAGUGGAGCGUUUCUGUAACAACACAUCAGACACCGCAACUCUUCUUUGAAUUUCAAUCUCUGGUUUAAAAUGCUCAAGAAACCGAAGCUAUAUAAUAUAUAAUUAGCUAUAUAAUUUGAAUGUCUAAUCUUUAAUCGGAAAUAAUAUUUUGUACAGCUCUAUCAAUAUCAAUUAUAUACCAUUAUCCAAAUAAACAAGACAUACAGCAAUAA
Messenger RNA from Danio rerio (zebrafish), 1082 nucleotides. RefSeq names its product cytochrome c oxidase associated subunit FA4 b (gene coxfa4b). Gene Ontology annotation, cellular component: mitochondrial inner membrane. NCBI's taxonomy places the organism in Eukaryota, Metazoa, Chordata, Actinopteri, Cypriniformes, Danionidae. The record is from RefSeq and is marked provisional.